Messenger RNA from Mytilus californianus (California mussel), 7395 nucleotides. RefSeq names its product anoctamin-7-like. The record is from RefSeq and is a predicted model, not a curated record. The transcript has 24 exons. Gene Ontology annotation, biological process: chloride transmembrane transport. Gene Ontology annotation, cellular component: plasma membrane. Bases 156 to 2846 code for a protein of 896 amino acids. NCBI's taxonomy places the organism in Eukaryota, Metazoa, Mollusca, Bivalvia, Mytilida, Mytilidae. Gene Ontology annotation, molecular function: protein dimerization activity; chloride channel activity.
GUACUACAAAUUACUGGGGUGAACGGGGCAAUGCUAGCAGACGGGUUUUCUUGAGCGUGUUGUCCCAGUAAAUAUAGGUUAGAUACGGUAUGAUGGUUUGAUAUGGAGAUGGUACAAGCUUUUUAUAUACAGAGAUGGAUGUUAAACAUUGAAAAAUGAGUGAAAAACGAGGAUUAAAUGGUGGCCCAUAUCAAUAUGAUGAUUAUGGAACAGUGGACAAACAGCCAAUUAUUGACAAGGAGGAACUUAGCUCAGAAGGAGGGAUUGAGAUGUCUGCAAAAGCUAAGACACCGGUGCCACAAGAAGAAACAUGUUUCUUCAGGGAUGGAGAGAGAAGAAUAGAUUUUAUCCUGGUUUAUGAGGAGGAAUUAGAAACUAAAAGUAGUAACAGUGAGAUUGUCAAAAUAGGAAAAUGGAGACAAAAAUUCAUGAAAAAUUUACACAAAAUUGGUCUAGAAGUAGAAGAGGAAAAUGUGCAAAGUCAAAAAAAGAUCACAACAUUCAUCAAACUUCAUGCUCCCUGGGAUGUUUGUUGUUUCUACGCAGAGGACCUGUGCAUGAGAGCCCCAUUACAGAUAUUUGAUAAGAAAAGUAACGCACAUCCAAACCCUUCAAAUAACUGGUCAGGGAAAAUUCUUAAGAUGCUCAGAAUACCAAAUAUGAUGGCUGAAGAUGUUCCUAACAAACCAUUAGAUUAUUAUACAUGUGCUUUCAAAAAAUCUAAAUUAAAUAGGUUUUUAGGAAGUGAUAAUCAAGAGACAUAUUUCUCAAUUACACAACGAGGUAGGAUUGUUUGGGAAAUCUUGGCAACAACAGCUUAUGGUAAACGUAAACAUGCAGAGAUUGGAGUUGAGAGAUUACUGGAAGAGGGAAUAUAUAAAGCUGCCUAUGCUUUACAUGAUGGGACUUUUGAGAAACCAAAGCAGCCAAUAAAACAUGAAGAACUAAAUGACAGACAAAUAUUAUAUGAAUACUGGGCAAGGUGGGGGAAAUGGUUUAAGUACCAACCACUAGACCAUAUACGGGAGUAUUUUGGAGAAAAAGUAGGAAUUUAUUUCGCAUGGUUAGGUUUUUAUACGGCUUGGUUAUUACCAGCUUCAAUUAUUGGUGUAAUUGUGUUCUUAUAUGGUGUUUUUACAAUGGCGUCUAAUGUGCCAGCAAAUGAAGUUUGUAACAGUGCAGAAACAUUUAAGAUGUGUCCUAUUUGUCCUGAAAAUAUAGGUUGCCCAUAUUGGUACUUAUCUGAUGUGUGUAUCUAUGUAAAAGUAUCCUAUUUAUUUGAUCAUCCUGGUACUGUACUGUACGCUGUCUUUACAUCAUUUUGGGCUGUGACAUUUUUAGAAUAUUGGAAAAGAAAGAAUGCCAGUCUUGCUCAUCACUGGGAUGUAUUGGACUUUGAAGAGGAAGAGGAAAGACCAAGGCCAGAGUAUGUUGUCAAAGCUCCUGCUUAUGAAAAGAACCCCAUCACAGGUGUGAAGGAGCCACAUUUCCCUGAGCGGGCCAGACUUCCCAGAAUUAUAUCUGGUUUUGCUGCGAUAACUAUCAUGAUUACCAUUGUUAUAGUAUUUAUAAUAGCUGUCAUAAUGUACAGAGUUCUCGUCAGUAUACCAUUGUUUCAAAGUAAAACUUUACGAGGCAAAGCAUCAUUAAUUGCCAGCAUGUCAUCAGCUGUUGUCAACUUAAUCCUCAUCAUGUCACUGAGUAAAGUCUAUGAAAAGUUGGCAUUUAAAAUGACACAGUGGGAAAUGCACAGAACCCAGACAGAAUUUGAUGAUCAAUUGACAUUUAAAGUGUUCAUUUUCCAGUUUGUCAAUUUCUAUUCUUCCAUAUUUUAUAUUGCUUUUUUCAAAGGGAGAUUUGUUGGGUAUCCAGGUCAUUAUAAUUCAUUUUUUGGUUUGAGAAGUGAAGAGUGCAAUAAUGGUGGUUGUCUAGUAGAAUUAGCUCAGCAAUUAGCUGUUAUUAUGAUUGGUAAACAGAUGAUAAAUAAUGCACAAGAAAUAAUAGUGCCAAAACUGAAAACAUUUAUACAUCAUCUGAAAAUAAGUCUGGAUAAGAAUGCCAUAAAAACUAGAUGGGAAGAGGACUAUAACUUAAUAGACAGUCAAGGCUUGUUUGAUGAAUACUUAGAAAUGGUUUUACAGUUUGGAUUUAUAACAAUAUUUGUAGCAGCUUUUCCACUUGCUCCUUUAUUUGCUUUGUUAAACAACUGGGUAGAAAUUCGACUGGAUGCACAGAAAUAUGUAUGUGAAACGAGGAGACCAGUGGCUGAUCGGGCACAAGACAUUGGAGUCUGGUUUUCUAUACUGGAUGGCAUGGCUCAGUUAGCAGUUAUAAGUAAUGCAUUCCUUAUAGCCUUUACAUCAGAGUUUUUACCUAGACUAUUAUAUCAGUUCCAGCAUGAUUCUAAUUUAGAGGGCUAUACAGAUUUCUCUUUAGCUGUCUCUCCAAAUGGUACAAUGAAUCAGACUUGCAGGUAUAGAGAUUUUCGAGACAAAGAAGGCCAUUAUACGUUAUUUUACUGGCACUUAUUAGCCUUUAGACUAGGAUUUGUUAUUGUAUUUGAGCAUGUAGUAUUUGGUUUUUGUCGACUGAUAGACUUUAUGGUACCAGAUGUACCUGAGGCUUUAGAGAUAAAAAUAAAGCGGGAGAGAUAUCUGGCUAAGCAAGCACUAGCUGAUACAGACACAAUCAUGAUGAACGAAUCCUCAGACGCUGAAGAGGAACUAGAUGAUGAUGAUAAUGUAGUUGAUGUGGAAAUGGCUCGUGGAUUAGAUGAAGAAGAGGAUGAUCUGGAGAAAAUAUCAGUAAAAGUUGAUAGCACUAUAAAGACAAGUAAAAAAUCCUAGCAGGAAGGACAAGUAACGCUGAGCUACUUCUCAAACUAUCCAAUGUACGAAAAAUUCUGGGGUUAAUGUAUUGCUUAACAUACAAUAUAAACAGAACCAAACAAUAUUUACUGGACAAAACAUUGCAGUGUGAAAAUUUUAUCAGAUAUAAAUCUGAUUUGAAUAAGUAAAGAAUUACUUAUCACUGAACCAAAAAAAAAAUUUUACUGGAAUUUUUCCAGUUUUUAUAGACUAACGAGUUCAGUGAACAAAUACCAAGACAAAGCUUUUUUCCCUUGAGAACAAAGGAAGUAUGUAGAUGUUUUUCCUAUAUGACAUUUUUAACAUAUGCAGUAAAACCUGCAUAUACAAAAAUACAGAUUAUGUCUUCUAGAAAUUAUUUAAUGAUUGUCCAAAUUGAAGACUAGGAACACAAAUGUCAUUGUCUGAUUGGUCAUUGUUCAGAAUGGUAGGAAAUCAGUGGGAAAGGUUUAUGUGUCAUACAUUGUUUGUCAGUUACAGGAUAAACUGACAGUUUAAACAUUCAAUAUCAUCAUAUCAUUUGUAUUAUCUUAAAAUGUCUCAUUAUUUUGGUUUUUUUUUCAUGUGAGAAUGGGUCAGACAUUGUUAAAAGAUGUGUUUUGUUUUUAUUGAAGGUUGUUACAUUUAUUAUUAACUUUUCAAAUUUUAUGUCUGAUUGAGAAGAGUGGUAAUCAGUGAUGUUUUAAUUUUUUUUAUACCAAAUUUGGUUUAUUUAAUUUAUUUGUUUCAAUGGAGCUGCCUGAGUGGGGUGGGGUCCUGUUUUAGUGAGUGGGGUUCUGAAAAUACUCAAAUAUGAGGCCAAUUCCUUACUGAAAUAUAUGAAGAAACAAUUUGAUUUAUAGUUCCUUGGAUUGUUACAGGAACAAAUAUAUACUGAAAAAAACCCAAGAAUCUUGCUGUCAAAAAUGAAGAAUGCAAGUGUCAAGAAAAUUUCUCACAUUUUGUACAGAGAUGAAUUCCAUUUUGCUUUUUAGCUGAUUUUUGCUACAGUCAGUUUGGUUUUAUCUUGAAAGAUGUCUUUAUCAUACAUAGUGAUUGUCUAUGUUGCUUUUUAUUAGGUAACAAAAAUCAUGCCUUUAAAGUCUGACAUUACUUAUUAAAGUAUUUUUGAUAUCUAUAGAUCUUCCAUAUGUAAGGAAUAUUGCAAGUUUUUCACCCAAAAAAUCCUUCACAAAUCUCCACUGAAAUAAAAGAAUAUUUUGGUUGGGCAUAGUCUCUUAUAUAGUCACAAAUUAUAAGUUUAUAAAAUCAUGAUAUCAUAUUUGUAGUCCAAAUAUAGUGUAUUGAAAUUUAAAAGGUUUCAAACUAUUGUUUUAAUUAUAUGAGUGGUUGUAUUAUAGUUAUAUCUAGUCCAAUACUAGCAAGUUCUCAACUACCUGAUAUUGGAUUUAACAUAUUGAAUUUUUUGACCGUGGUAUACAGAAAUGAAUUGUUGAGACAAAUGUCAUUUGACUACUGUAAAUUCAGAAAUUAUUGCGUGCAGUUAUUAUUGCGAUUUUUGAAGAAUGGACAAAAAUGUGAGAUUAAUUAUUGCCAUUUCAGGAAAAGCUGCAUACAGAUAUCUGUAUCUAAUAUCAGAAUGUGAGUUCUUAUUAUUAUGAUAAUCACCAAGUCGCAUUAUUUCCAUUGACAAAAAUAAUUUCUGAAUUUACAGUAUAUAAUCUGAGCACUUACAAUUUGACUUAUAUUUGGUCAAAGGAUAUGCAAAGUUUCUUAUCGACUUGAUGUUAUCAUUAAUAUUUGUCCAUAUCACAUAAAGAUCUUUGUAUUAUUAAGGAAUAACUGUAAAAAAUUUUCUGUCUAUGAAGAAAUAACAUCAAAAAUGUGGUGCACACUGAAUAACCCCCGUAGCGUGUUAUUUUAAAGUGUGCACCACAUUUUUUAUGUUAUUUCGAAUAGACAGAAAAAAUAUUACAGUCAUUUCUUAUAAUUUAAUUCUAAAUUCCAUUUUAAACCGUAGUAAACCAUGAAAAAAUGUUGAUGACGUCACGGUCACAUGACAAAAUUAUGUCUAUGAGCUGAUAAACAAAACAACGUCAGCCAAUCAGAAGACGCGUUACAUCCACAAUUAAAUUAUUGACCAGAUAUUUUUCAUGGAUUUCCUUGAAUGUUUAAAGUAUAAUGCUUGAAAGCCACUUUACAAGCUAUUACUUCAUUAUUGCAUCAUAAUAAUAUGGAGGUUUUUUCUAAGCUUAUACUUUGUUGUUCUAUAAGUUAACCAUUCCAUAACUUCUGUUGAAUAAUUUAAUGAAUAUUAAUGAAACUUCAUAUUAAAGAGAUCCAUAUACCAGGAACUUUAACAUAUUUGUAAUUGGUCGAGCUAGCAUUUGCUCCUCAGAGCUGAUAUGCAUAAAACUACUUAAUUAAGAUUUGUUCCAAACGGACAAAUUUUUCUACAUGUCCUACGAUAAAUUAAUGCUAUGAUUGGAUAUUUUAACUUUGAGCUGUUCCAUUAAAACAUACAUGGCACGCAGGGAAGGCACUUUGAAAAUAGGGUAACCAACUAAAGAGGCAAUUUAGAAUUUCUCUUUACAUUUUCACUGUUCAAAAUAAUUUUAACACCGCCCCAUAAGUUGAGAUUUCAAAGUGCCUUCCCUGGGUCCCAUGUUUGUUUUUAUGGAACAGCCCUUAAGUGGUUUUAUGCUUAUCAGUCCUGAUCUGCUCAUGAAAUAGUGUUCUGAAUAUGCAUGAAAUUUUGCCAUUGGAUAUUAAGCAAACUACAAUGACUCAAUUGGAGAAAGUGCUAGUAUUUUCAUUUGGAAAGUAUAUGAUGCUUAAUCCUCCUGAAUAAUGCUUUUCACCGGAUUAGAUAAUAUUUGUAAUGUUUGACAAAAAUCCAUUUAAAAUGGUUACAUAACCUGUAAAAUAUAUAUUUUUUGUAUGAAUAAAGGCUUAUAUCAAUGACGUAUAAUUUCUGAAGUUGUGCACAUGCUAUUAUGGAAAUUUUUGAAGAGUUUAUUAACAUAUUUUCAGACUUUGGGACAUAGUUAUUUUCCAGCAAAAUUUACAAAACAGGGUAUCUGAUAUUGUAAUCAUCAACUAACAUCCCUCAAACAUGCUUCAUUGAUUAGUCACAAAUAUUGCAACUAGGCUAUUUGAGACUUUGACCCAUUUUUACAUUUUAUUUUAAUGAUCAAGUUUUAAAAAAUAUUGCAUAAUACAACUUGUAGUGAAUCUCAAAUUGCAUGUAUUUCUUGUUGCAUAAUAAUCUAAUUUUGAUUUGUGCAUAUCCUAAAUGUUUUUUGCCAAAUUUGAUUAAUUAACAACUGUUAAAGCUCAAAAUGAUUUCCUGUAGAAACAAGUUUAAAAUGUUUUAAAUACAAUAAAAAGGGCUUAUUUUAAAUCUGUUUGUAGAACAUGUUAUUGUACACAAGUACUUAUUGCCUUGUACAUUAAUUAUAUGGGUGACAAUUUUGUUUACUAUUCCUGGGUUGUCAUUUGUACACUCUAGCUAUCUUUCUAUAUUGACAGGGUCAUUUUCUUCAUGGGAAAGAAGAUUUUGUUUACUAUUCCUGGGUUGUCAGUUGUACACUCUAGCUAUCUUUCUAUAUUGACAGGAUCAUUUCUCAUGAGAAAGAUGAGGUAUGAUAGGAGCCAUUAUCUCAGGCCCCUGAAAUUGCAAAAAUAGUAAAAUUAUUCAAGCAUUUCAAAAUUAUCUUAAUUUUAUUUGUAAACCAUUGUGAUUUUUCUUCAUGAAAAUUUUGCAAUUGCUUUAAAUAGAUUUGGCAUUUUCCACAGUAGUCAUGCAAGGAUUACUAUAUUAAAUGUGUGCAUUCAUUUCUAAAUUUAAAGUAUAAUCUAAUUAUCUUGAUCUUUACAAAAAAAAAUCCAAAGCUACAUGUUUUAUUGUUUUGUGAAUCUAACUAUAUCCAUCCAUCUGUUCAUUUAUUAUCUUCUUUCAUUACAUGAUAUCAGUGGACACCUCCAAGGAGACGUGUUUCCCUCAGCUUUGUCUAGAAAUCAGUAGAUUUUACUCUUCAUUACCAUCAUUAGAAUAAUUCAUUAAACAAUAUCAAAUACUAUGAUCAUAACCAUUGCAACCUGGUCUAUGAGUCUCUGAUCUUUCUUUAUUUAUUGUUUACACCUAAAGUAUUUGGUUGGAGUUUUUUUACAAUUCUUUGCCAACCAUUUCAGACAUUGUUAUUUUAUUUUUGAAUUAUCUUUUUUAAGAUAGUUUUUUUACAAUAGUUGACAUGCAUCUGAUCUAAAAUUGCAAAUAAACCAUAUAUCAUUCCGAUAUAGAAUUAGAUGUUGUAAAGAAAUGAACAGUUCUGUCUUGUUUUUUUUAACUGAAUUGUAGUAUGUAUAUGUUUAUUUGCUUUUUAUAAAACAUGUUCAGUAUGUCUUAUUCUCUUUUUUCAUAUUUUGUUGUAUUUUAUAUAAAGUUUUUUAUGAUUGAUCUUGUUUUAUUUACGUAUCUUAAGUAUCUCUUGUAAUGUUCUUGUCACAUUCCUGUCUAUUACAAUCAUGUGUCUGUUAUUAUUAACUUACAAAUGUUAUAAAGAAAUAAAGAAUUUCUUUACUCAUA